Molecule: messenger RNA, 985 nt
Organism: Ilex paraguariensis (yerba mate)
Lineage: Eukaryota; Viridiplantae; Streptophyta; Magnoliopsida; Aquifoliales; Aquifoliaceae
Source: the annotation of a GenBank genome assembly
CUCAAAUGGUGGGUCCACACACACACAGUCUCCACAGGGAGAGAGAGAAUCGGCCCAUCCAUCCACAUACAAAGCACCCUAUUGUCAAUCGAUUGGCAUCUUCACCGCACAUAUAUAUAACCCCGAGUCAUGCCAUUGCCAACACCCCCCUUCCUCAUUAUUUAUUUCUGUCUUCUCAGAUUGUCUUUGCAACCACAACCCUUCUCUCUCCUCCUUCUCUUCACUUUUCCCUUUCCACAUCUCUGUUAACUCACUUUCUCUCUGUCUCUCACACUCCAUCCAUAGUCGAAACUGACGCGAAAGCGAGGUUAUGAUGAGUGACCAAGAGUGGGUGAAAGCUGCGAUGACGGACGACUCCAUGGUGGUGGAGCUGCUGGUGACGCUGAACCAGGCUACGCCACCGCCUAAGACGGCUUUGCCGCUCGAGUGGACAGUACGCCAGCCUCGGUCCAAGACGAUGACGGUUAAGUCUACCACGAGGGCCAGCCCCACCACUCCGCUUUCCUGGAGCGGCGCCACCUCUUUUAGCGGCGGCGCUGGUAGUGGAAGUGGAAGCGGAAGCGGUGGCGCCAUCGAUGGUGGUUUGGAAGAGUCCAGCCGUCCACUUCCCAAACGCUCAGUUGGCUCAGACACAACAAGAUCUAAGGUCAGAGUUUGUGCCCUCUUUCUUCUGUUCUUCUUUAGCGGUAUUGUUAGUUUUAUUGACAUCGUCAUCACUUCUCCGGUGGCCGGCGAUAUUACGGGAACAAGUGAAAGAACCACAUCCAAGAGGUCAAGAAAGAAGAAGACUUUAGCUGAACUUAAAGAAGAGGAGGUCUUGCAAUUGAAGGAAAAAAGGCGUUUGACGAGGGAACUAGCAUGCAUUUGCAGUACUUUAGAAAAGCAGAGAGCCACAAAUGAGAGCUUGAAGAGAAUGAAGUAUGAUGUCCAACAAGUGGAGCACUUGGGUGAAUUGCAUGUGCUAAUCCGAUUUAACUGUAGAUGA